CCAUGACACCACCACCGUGCGUUUGUCACGCAGCAGAACGCAGCAUAUGGCAGAGCUGUUUAUUGUUAAAUAUUAUUGAUACAUUCAUUGAUACAUUUGUGCUUCACAAUUAUAUAUUUUUUGAAAAUGGAAAGCAUUUCCGAUUUACAAGCAAGAGUUAAGGAACUAGAGAAAGAACUAGCAAAUGAACACGAAAAGUCGCAACCUAGGCCUAUGAUGGUUAGCAACCAAGCUCGGCAGCGAAUCGAGAAAAUGAGUGCCGAAGUUGUCGAUAGCAAUCCGUACAGCCGGCUGAUGGCCUUGAAGAGAAUGGGCAUUGUGCAUAAUUAUGAGCGCAUAAGGGAGUUUACUGUGGCUGUUGUUGGUGUAGGUGGUGUGGGAAGUGUCACAGCUGAAAUGCUCACUCGUUGUGGCGUUGGAAAGUUGCUGCUUUUCGAUUACGACAAGGUGGAAUUAGCAAACAUGAAUCGUCUAUUUUUUCAACCACAUCAAGCUGGUAUGAGUAAAGUACAGGCUGCAGAGAAAACUCUUCAAGAAAUCAAUCCUGAUGUUAAUUUUGAGACUCACAAUUAUAAUAUCACAACAGUCGACAACUUUAAGCAUUUUAUGGACAGAAUAAGUAAAGGAAAUUUGAAUGGUGAUGGUCCAGUAGAUCUUGUUCUUAGCUGCGUUGACAAUUUUGAAGCGAGAAUGGCAAUUAAUAUGGCUUGCAAUGAAUUGAGACAAAAUUGGUUUGAAUCUGGUGUAAGUGAAAAUGCGGUUUCCGGUCACAUACAGUUUAUUAAACCAGGAGAAACCGCUUGUUUUGCUUGUGCCCCACCACUUGUUGUAGCAGAGAACAUUGAUGAGAAAACUUUAAAGAGAGAGGGCGUUUGUGCUGCCAGUCUACCAACAACCAUGGGUAUAGUCGCAGGCUUCUUAGUUCAAAAUACACUCAAAUACCUUCUAGGAUUUGGAACUGUUACUCAUUACUUAGGAUAUAGUGCUCUCAAUGAUUUCUUUCCUACAAUGGCACUGAAACCCAACACUGCUUGUGAUGACAGCUUCUGUAGAAAGCAACAGAAGGUUUUCCAGGAGGAAGAGGCAUUGAAGCCAAAAGAAGAAAUCACAGAUGAGAAAGUUGAAGAGAUUGUGCAUGAAUCAAAUGAAUGGGGUAUUUGUUUAGUGUCUGAGACGAGUGAUGAAGAUCUAAAAUCAAAGCCGGCACCUGAGCUGGCAACUGGACUUUCAUAUUCAUAUGAAAAAUCUCAUGAAGUGGCUGAGGAGGUUGCUGUGGGAGGAGUUGGAAGUGAAGAGAUAUCAGUGGAGGAAUUGAUGGCACAGAUGAAAGCUCUAUAAUAUCUCACCUGUUCAAAAUAGAAAUGGACAAAUAAUUUGUACUUCAAAGCAGAAAAAUAUUUAUUAAAUAAUGGAGAAAUAUGGACACAAUGUCUUCUUGGUCAUAUGUCAGUUCAGCUAAUAUAUUUACAGUCCAAGGUAUUGGUUUUGUCUAAGAUGUAGAGCAUGACUUUCAAACCCAAAAAGGGGAAUUUUAACUAAAAAAUAACUAGUUUGGUUGUAAAGCAUCACUGGAUAAAUUGCCUUGGUUAAACAUGAAGAUCAUGACAAAGGCCUUCGUUUUUUGCAAAGUAAAUGUUCUUUUAAGAAUUUUAGCAGUACAUUUGUUAUAAUUGUUUGCUAUGUUACUGUCAUGUUGUACAAGACAAUAUUCUUUUUUUAUAAGAUAUUUAUUCAGAUACAAGCAAAUGUAUAUAAGAUUACAUGGGUGUUAAGUAGCUUCUUAAAAUUUGUGAAAUACACUCUUGCUCUGGACCAAACUGAUAUUAUUUUAUGACUUACCAUAGUAGCAGAGGUGGGGAAGGUGGGUGACAGUGGAGAAUUACUAGUUGGGGAAAAUAGGUAAAUUUUGACUACUUGAGUAUAUUAUUUUGUUUGCUCAGAUUUCCAGCGGGACCAAUGCAUUCUUAGCAUCACAUAGAUUGUUGUGUGGAAACAAAAUCAUCCUCUUAGAAAAUGGUUACAAACGUGUAGGUUAUGAUUUUAUGUCCAGCCAUUGGUGGCUCACUCAUUCACUUCUGUCCUAUGCAACGGUCAUCCAAUGGCGGUACUAGGAUUUCCCUGACAGCAAGUUGUACUUUAGCGCGCAGCACCAUCUGAGGGCCAUUGACUGUAGCCCCCCCAGCCACUGUUGUCAUCCACAAUGGCAGGCUUGGAAGAAAAAAUGUUUGUGUCUCUGACCAUGAAGGUUGUCUUGAUAAAAUGCCUCCACCACCAAGUAUUAUAUUAAAUUACCAAAUAUAUAGGCUGCAUAACCUAACAGUUUAAUUUUUUGAAUUUUUCCCCCCAAAUUGCCUCUAGGACAUUCAUGUAGCCUCCAACCACCGGUCAUGAGGUUACGCACUUUUUCCAGCUGUGCACGAUGGGAAUUGCCAGCAUGUCCUCAUAAUAAUUGUUUGGAAUUUAUUUACAGUGCUAUUAAUUCUGAAUCAGCUAAGAUAAAUACAGUAUUCUGAUUUCAUAUGCAUGUUAAACAUGUAAACAAUUCUACAGAUAAAUUAUGAAUACAUUUGACCAGCAUUUAUAGAAUAAAAAUAAUGGUCUCAA
Messenger RNA from Anneissia japonica, 2604 nucleotides. Its product is annotated as ubiquitin-like modifier-activating enzyme 5. Gene Ontology annotation, biological process: protein ufmylation. The transcript has 12 exons. The record is from RefSeq and is a predicted model, not a curated record. Bases 127 to 1338 code for a protein of 403 amino acids. NCBI's taxonomy places the organism in Eukaryota, Metazoa, Echinodermata, Crinoidea, Comatulida, Comatulidae. Gene Ontology annotation, cellular component: cytoplasm; cytosol. Gene Ontology annotation, molecular function: UFM1 activating enzyme activity.